Messenger RNA from Ochlerotatus camptorhynchus, 1650 nucleotides. RefSeq names its product UPAR/Ly6 domain-containing protein twit-like. The record is from RefSeq and is a predicted model, not a curated record. Gene Ontology annotation, biological process: sleep; regulation of synaptic transmission, cholinergic; positive regulation of voltage-gated potassium channel activity. The transcript has 3 exons. Bases 486 to 965 code for a protein of 159 amino acids. Lineage: Eukaryota; Metazoa; Arthropoda; Insecta; Diptera; Culicidae.
AGUCGCCAUUCAAACGCCAGUCAGUUCGAACGUGUUUCUCUCAACACCCACUAUAAGUCGCGUCGCCUUUUUCCACUAUAGUUCACCCCGUGGGAAAAUCCACAGUCUAUCUAAGUGCUAUUGUUUUGAACGCGUGUACGCAUUUGCGAUUCAAAUUUUGGCCAGCGUGUCUAUCAAAAAUUGCGCCAGUUCGGAAACUUUGGAAAGAACCGUGAAAGUUGUCACCGUGAAGCUGCUCAGAGUGCGAAUGUGAAUGUUUUGAAUUUCCGUUCAAAACAAAAUAUUCAAAAAUAGUCUGCUCUCGAGAGUGCACCAUCUAUAACAGUCGAUUGACUCUGCUAGCGUAAAAGUGAAGCCAAAAAAGAUUGGCCAAUCAUAUUAUCUUCGUGGAUCUGGUUUGGAAUUCAGUGACACCGUUUGAAGAUCUGUGCAUUUGUUUUAUUGUUUUCAAGUGACGCGUAAAUCCAGCAAAGAAGUAUUCAACGAUGGCCAAGUACGGAAUCCUGCUAUUCGCGUCGGCGUUCCUGCUGGCUGCUACAUUCCAACAAGCCGAUGCUCUGCGAUGCUGGCGGUGUUCGUCGGAUGCUUCGACGGCGGCCUUCUGCGAUGACCCAUUCACCCAGGACAUCAUCACCGAACAGCAGCGGCGUUGGAGCUUCGUCGACUGCAGCUAUCCACCCGGAACGGGAUCGUAUCCGUUCAACCAGCAGCAGUCCCAGACGCGUGCCGUGUGCAAGAAGAUGAAGCAGAUCAUUAACGACCGAGUAGUGGUUUCCCGCUCGUGUGCCUGGGAAGACGUCAAUGCUACACCGAACAGCUGUGUCAACGCCCAAACGCCGUCCUACAUCCGAACUGAUUUCUGCGAAACCUGUACGACCGAUGGUUGCAACGGAGCGUCCCAGUAUGGCCCUGCCGUGGCCAUGGUGCUACUGAUGGCCCUGGUAGCAAAGCUGCUUGCCUGGUAAACGCAGAACCCGGCCCGAUACCCCAACCAAUUUUACCCUUUGUCCAUAAGCUUUAAAUAUAGAUCAGAUCGGAAGACGCACGUUAUGAAUCAAAUCAAACCGAUACCAUCGUUGCCUUAAUUGUUUUUCGAAAGACUUUUUAUGAAUAGUAACUAUUUAUUGCAUCUCGAUCCCAUUUGAAACUGAACAGAACAACCUUCCCCGUAAUUAAACAUGACGCACUAUGAAAACGAUCAAACUAACCCGGUCUCGUAGUUUCAAUAGAGCUUUCCAAACAGCAAUUACCAGCUGUGAAUGCGCUUACACCAUAGACAUACCAAAUACGAAUAAAAAUGUACAAAUGUAACGUUUACAUCACUUACGAUUUCAUAAACGGUUAAAUUAGUUGCACCUGCUUGCAGCAACAAGAAAAGGCAGCAGAGUUGGAGAUGAAAAGAAUCUGUUAUUUGUUGUUACUACAUACUAGAAGUGCUCGGCGCACAUUUGGAUAUCUACUAUCAUCCAUCUUAAACAAUGAAGCACCAGUUUUCGGGAUAACUGUAAACGUAAUCAAAAAGUUUUACACUACACUGUUUUUUUUUCUUGAUCGUCCACUGGUUAUCUAGGAUAAGGCCUUUCCAUGUACAUAAUAAUUAUAAUUGAUAACGGUAAAUCAAAUAAAGCGAAUCUGUUUCUAAAAGACCAA